AUGGUUAAAACAGUAGUGCAAACCUCACUUAUUGUUCUAAACGGUACAGCUAAAAGAUCGUUUGAUAUUGCUCAUGGACUGAUAUUUAUCGUAUUUAUGGCUUUUUAUGCAUUAUUUAUUUUCAAAAUCAAGCCUUACAAUUAUUCAAGGUUUAGCUGAUGGCAAGGCAUGAGUAUAAUUGGAGUUAUUUGACUUGCAUUACUCUCAUUUCCAGGACUCAUAACAAAUAAUUGGAAUCUAUCGAUUUCACUAUUUGUAGUUCUUCUUUCAGGCUGGGGCAUUAUCAUAUUAGUUGGUUUGUAUAUUCAAAUAAAAAAGUUUCCUAGUAUGCUUUACAGGAAAAAAGGAUAUGACCCAAGUACUUUAUUUAAGUUUGCUUUUACCUUUGGUAAAAGUUCAAAAAUUUCUUUAGAAAAUUUCAACAAACUAGAAGUAUAG
Messenger RNA from Blepharisma stoltei, 438 nucleotides. NCBI's taxonomy places the organism in Eukaryota, Ciliophora, Heterotrichea, Heterotrichida, Blepharismidae. The record is from the annotation of a GenBank genome assembly.